Molecule: messenger RNA, 1500 nt
Organism: Rhea pennata
Lineage: Eukaryota; Metazoa; Chordata; Aves; Rheiformes; Rheidae
Gene: TAF8
Product: TATA-box binding protein associated factor 8
Exons: 7
Coding region: 11-952 (313 amino acids)
Biological process (GO): transcription initiation at RNA polymerase II promoter
Cellular component (GO): transcription factor TFIID complex
Molecular function (GO): protein heterodimerization activity
Source: RefSeq, a predicted model, not a curated record
AGCCCGUUAUAUGGAGCCCCAGGGAGGGGGCGUCGGGCAGCACUCUGAGCUCGGCGGGGCCGUGUGUCCGCAGAGGUCCGGCAGCAAGCAGCCCACGACGCCGGCGGAUAACUACUACCUGGCGCGGCGGCGGACGCUGCAGGUGGUGGUCAGCUCCCUGCUCACCGAGGCCGGCUUCGAGAGCGCCGAGAAGGCCGCCGUGGAGACCCUCACCGAGAUGCUGCAGAGCUAUAUUUCUGAAAUUGGAAGAAGUGCCAAGUCCUACUGUGAACAUACAGCCAGAACGCAGCCAACACUCUCUGAUAUAGUGGUUACGUUAGUUGAAAUGGGGUUCAAUGUAGAAACACUUCCCGCAUAUGCCAAGCGUUCCCAGAGAAUGGUCAUCACUGCCCCUCCUGUGACAAACCAACCUGUGACUCCCAAAGCCCUGACAGCUGGACAAAACAAGCCACAUCCAUCCCAUAUCCCUGGCCACUUCCCUGAGUUUCCAGAUCCUCACACCUACAUCAAGACGCCAACCUAUCGGGAGCCGGUUUCUGAUUAUCAGGUCCUACGGGAAAAGGCAGCAUCUCAAAGACGCGAUGUAGAAAGAGCUCUCACACGCUUCAUGGCAAAGACAGGAGAAACACAGAGUCUCUUCAAAGAUGAUGUUAGCACGUUCCCAUUGAUUGCUGCUAGGCCUUUCACAGUACCCUACCUGACUGCUCUUCUUCCCUCCGAGCUGGAAAUGCAGCAAAUGGAAGAAACAGAUUCGUCUGAACAAGACGAUCAGACAGACACAGAGAACCUCCCCCUCCAUAUGAGCACGGAUGAUUCAGGACCUGAAAAAGAAAAUGCUUCAGUGCUACAGCAGAACACCUCCCUACCAGGCAGCCGGAAUGGGGAGGACAAUGUGAUUGACAACCCUUACCUCCGGCCAGUGAAAAAGCCCAAGAUCCGCAGAAAGAAGUGAAGUGUAGCUAGCUGACUGCUCAGAGGAAGUGGAGCCCAGUUCUCUGGCUGUCCUGGCAGAUCACCUCUGCUGCUGUGGGUGAGGGGCAUGACAGGAGACAGAAGAGGCAAUCAGGCUGGUAGAGUGGCAGAAGCAGAAAUAUGAUCUCUCUCUCUCUCCUACACUCUCAUCCUGGUUUGAAAUGCUCCCUCUUCCCCUCCACUCCUGCUGACUUGGAAUGGUGAAUCGUCAAUUCUUAAAAGCGUUGGAGGCCACUUGGUUACAGAUAGGAACUGUUCCUUCUCUUUGACUGGCUUUACUCUCUAAGGAGAAAGGGCACAAGGGUUCUUGCUGCUUAGUGCUUCCCAGCAGGCACUACAGAAUACACGGGCAUAAUUUGUUUGUGUCUGUCUCACAGAUUAGAAGAGAAUCUUCUGCAAUUGACCUCGUCUGGCCUUACAAUCUAAGGAGCAUGUGUAACAGAGACAGAAAAAGCCUAGAGAGGUUUUCUGUUUUUAAAAUGUCUGUAUUGUUGGCAGGUGAAAGCAAAUAGACUCUUCUUUUAUAAA